Molecule: messenger RNA, 2362 nt
Organism: Corylus avellana
Lineage: Eukaryota; Viridiplantae; Streptophyta; Magnoliopsida; Fagales; Betulaceae
Product: Tetratricopeptide repeat (TPR)-like superfamily protein
Biological process (GO): RNA modification
Molecular function (GO): protein binding; RNA binding
Source: RefSeq, a predicted model, not a curated record
GCAGGCUAGCAGCCUAUAAUGUAAGACAAGUUGAAGUCACAUAACAUUAACGCAACGAUCGAUCUUUGGAAGAAACAAAAUGGUCUAUGCUUCCUCCCCGCGUCUGCACCCUCUUACAUCAAAGCCACAGCCUUCAACUUUCCUUAGGCCCCACAACAAAACAACCAUCUUCCACCGCACAUUUCAAACAUCACCCGGCGCCUACGAUGAACUCAUGGACAUGUACGCUGGUGGUCGAGCGUUGCACUCAGGAAAAAAACUCCACGCCCACUUCAUCAUCACUGGCUUGGCUCGUUUAACCCGUUUUGCCGCCAAGCUCAUUGCCUUCUACUCGGGAUGUGGAGAACCUUCCUAUGCUCGCAAACUGUUCGACCAAAUUCCCGUAACAAAUUCACGCCGCUGGAUCGUCCUUAUGGGGGCCUACGCUCAAUACGGCUUUUAUGAAGAGGCUCUGGGUCUGUUCCGUGAGAUGCAGGAGCAUGGCCUGAGACCCAACGAAUUUGUCAUUCCCAGCACUCUCAAAGCCUGUGGGCGCGUCUCAGAUAGGGAAACCGGGGAGAAAAUACAUGGUGUGGUUUUGAAAUGUUCGUUUGAAUCCGAUGCUUUUGUUAGAAGUGCAUUGAUUGAUAUGUACUCAAAAUGCGGUUUAAUUGAAAAGGCGAGGCGAGUAUACGAUGCAAUGGUUGAGAAGGAUUUGGUGGCUUUGAACGCUAUGGUUUCGGGCUAUGCUCAACAUGGGUUUGCCAAAGAAGCAUUGGACUUGGUGAAAAAGAUGCAGGCUUUAGGAGUCAAGCCUAACGUGGUGACUUGGAACACCUUAAUUGCGGGGUUUUCGCAAAAGUGUGAUGAAGUAAUGGUCUCUGAACUUUUUAAUUUGAUGCGCAGCAACGGGGUUGAGCCUGAUGUGGUCUCUUGGACUUCGGUUAUAUCAGGGUUUGUGCAGAACUUUCGAAAUGAGGAGGCGUUUGCCACUUUCAGAAAGCUGUUGGAUCAUGGGUUCUAUCCGAAGUCGGCUACAAUAAGUAGUCUCUUGCCUGCUUGUGCAACUGCGGCCAAUGUGAGGCGUGGGAAAGAGAUUCAUGGGUAUGCACUGGUGAUUGGAGUUGGGGAUGAUAUAUUUGUAAGGAGCGCCCUUGUUGACAUGUAUUCAAAAUGCGGUUUUAUAGCCGAAGCAAGGAAUUUGUUCCAUCGGAUGUCUAAGAGGAACAUAGUUACUUGGAAUUCAAUGAUAUUUGGGUAUGCUAAUCAUGGGUAUUGCAAUGAAGCAAUUGAGCUUUUCAAUCAGAUGGAAAAGGAAGAGGGAAAGAAGCUUGAUCAUCUGACUUUCACAGCGGUUCUCACAGCAUGUAGCCAUGCUGGAAUGGUUGAACUCGGACAAAGUCUGUUUCACUUGAUGCAAGAAAAGUAUGGGAUUGUUCCAAGAUUAGAGCAUUAUGCAUGCAUGGUGGAUCUUCUUGGUAGAGCAGGAAAACUUGCUGAAGCUUAUGACUUGAUUAUGAAAAUGCCGGCUGAACCUGAUUUAUUUGUAUGGGGUGCACUAUUAGGGGCAUGUAGGAAUUAUGGGAAUGUUGAUCUUGCUAAAGUAGCAGCUAAGCAUUUGUCAGAGCUUGAACCUGACAAUGCAGGAAACAACUUACUAUUGUCAAAUUUGUAUGCUGAUGCUGGGAGUUGGGGAAAUGUGGCAAGGUUGAAGACGACAAUGAAGAAAAGGAAGUUGAGAAAAUUUCCAGGGUGCAGUUGGGUAGAAGCAAUCUGACACAUAGGCAUCACUUUACAAGAAGCUAUAUAAAAAUCUUCAUCCAGAACAGAAGGAAAUCUUGGGGUAUCUUCAAGAUGACAAUUGUCCAUCAGCUGACUCUGGUGGACAAUCAACCCUCUGCAACCAAAUUGAAGAUGUGAGACAAGAGGAGCCCAUUUAAGAAUUACCUCAAGGUGUUGGAGGUGGGGGAUGAAGAAGACAUAGAACACUCAAGAAACUGCUUAAAAAGAAAAAAAAAAAGAUAGCAGGGGAAAAUUUUGAAGGAUAGAGGAGCAUGAAUUUCUUCGACAUUGUUUGAUGAGCCAGCCAUGCGCAUUUGAGAUUAUAGGAAUUGGAGCUGCUGAGCCAAUAUCUAACUAUUUUAAGACUGCCAAAUACAUAAAUGUAACUUCAGAUAUCAUGGGUUUGGAUUUCGUACAGCCAGCUUAACAUGGACUUAACCCCCUCGGCCCACUGAGGCCCACACUACUCACUACUUUCCCAACCCUAUGAGCUUGCUUAAGACAAUACAGGCAGCCCAGCCAUGAAUGCUUCAACCCAGUACUUAGGGUGGGCUGGGCUCAUUUAUUGCACCCUCUAUGACAAACUAAAUGUUCUUACCAA